This is a messenger RNA of Eutrema salsugineum, 1814 nucleotides long. Its product is annotated as probable pectinesterase/pectinesterase inhibitor 17. Gene Ontology annotation, molecular function: pectinesterase activity; pectinesterase inhibitor activity. The transcript is spliced from 2 exons. Gene Ontology annotation, biological process: cell wall modification. The record is from RefSeq and is a predicted model, not a curated record. Lineage: Eukaryota; Viridiplantae; Streptophyta; Magnoliopsida; Brassicales; Brassicaceae. Bases 48 to 1583 code for a protein of 511 amino acids.
UUUAAACACAAACUUCUUCUUUCUCAUCAGAACAUUUGGUCUUAUAAAUGGCUCUCCGAGUCUCUAUUAUUACCUUUGUAGUGUUCUUAUGCAUUUUCGUGGCAUCGACCGUUUCGGGUUACAACUCGAAAGACGUGAAAGCGUGGUGUAGCCAAACUCCAAACCCUAAACCAUGCGAGUAUUUCUUAACCCAUAACUCAAACCAAAAACCCAUAAAAUCUGAAUCCGAGUUCCUCAAAAUAUCAAUGAAACUCGCUUUGGACAGAGCCAUCCUCGCCAAAACACACACGUCUACACUAGGACCAAAGUGCCGCGACACACGCGAAAAAGCUGCUUGGGAAGAUUGUCUUAAGCUCUACGACCUCACCGUCUCUAAAAUCAACGAGACGAUGGACCCAAACGUGAAGUGCUCGAAAACCGAUGCGCAAACGUGGCUCAGCACGGCUCUAACUAAUCUCGACACUUGUCGAGCCGGGUUCUUAGAGCUUGGUGUUACCGAUAUUGUUCUUCCUUUGAUUUCAAACAACGUCUCAAAUCUUAUAUGCAACACACUCGCCAUCAACAAAGUUCCUUUCAACUAUACCCCACCCGAGAAAGACGGGUUCCCUUCGUGGGUCAAACCCGGUGACCGGAAGCUUCUACAAAGCUCGACGCCUAGAGAUAACGCGGUGGUGGCUAAAGACGGGUCUGGUAAUUUCAGGACGAUUAAAGAUGCGAUUAACGCUGCUAAAGGGAGUGGCCGGUUCGUGAUAUAUGUGAAGCAAGGCGUUUACAGUGAGAAUCUUGAGAUUCGAAAAAAGAAUAUUAUGUUGAGAGGAGAUGGUAAAGGGAGAACAAUUAUCACGGGAAGCAGAAGUGUUGGUGGAGGAACGACCACGUUUAACUCAGCUACUGUCGCGGCUGUAGGAGACGGGUUUAUAGCACGUGGAAUAACGUUUAGAAACACAGCGGGUGCAAACAACGCACAAGCAGUAGCUCUAAGAUCCGGAUCGGAUCUAUCUGUUUUCUAUCAAUGUAGUUUUGAAGGUUACCAAGAUACACUCUACGUUCACUCCAACCGCCAAUUUUACCGCGACUGCGACGUUUAUGGAACCGUUGAUUUCAUCUUUGGAAACGCAGCUGCCGUUCUCCAGAAUUGUAACAUCUUCGCACGUCGUCCACGAAGUCGUACCAACACAAUCACAGCUCAAGGAAGAUCCGACCCGAAUCAAAACACGGGUAUUAUUAUCCAUAACUCUCGGGUCACUGCAGCUUCGGAUCUCCGACCCAUUUUGGGAUCCACCAAAACUUAUUUGGGCCGACCGUGGAGGCAAUAUUCUCGGACAGUAUUUAUGAAAACUUUUCUCGAUGGUCUUAUUGAUCCACGUGGAUGGCUUGAGUGGGACGGUAAUUUUGCUUUGAGGACUUUGUUUUACGCUGAGUUCCAGAAUACGGGUCGGGGUGCUUCGACAUCGGGUCGGGUCAAAUGGCCUGGGUUUCGGGUCCUUCGUUCUGCUUCCGAAGCUUCGAGGUUUACCGUUGGUAAUUUCCUCGCUGGUGGUUCUUGGAUUCCAUCUAGCAUUCCGUUUACUUCUGGUCUGUGAAGAAUUUAUAUGAUUAACUACAAAUCAUAUGGUAUAUGAUGCAAAGUUGUAUAUACGACGCAAUUGAUUGGUCUAUUACAAAACAAAUAAGGAUCUUUUUCUUACAGUAUAAUUUUUAGAAUUUCCUGUAUGAUUUUAUAUAGUAGUUCCAUGUAAUUUCGUUCAUUUCUUUAAAGAUAUUGUAUUCUGAAAUAAAUUUAUCAUAUGAUUAAAAAUUAAUAAAUCUUCAUU